AUGCAUAUCUUAACUUACUGUGGAUUUAUACUUGUUAUCUGCACUAUUUGCUUAGCCGCCCCCGCUAAAUCAGCCAAUACAUGUGGUUACGAUGCAUGUAACCCAGGAGAUCCUAACAAACUAAACGUUCACAUUGUUGCGCAUACACAUGAUGAUGUUGGAUGGCUCAAAACAGUUGAUCAGUAUUAUUAUGGAUCACGUAAUGAUAUUCGACAGGCCGGAGUACAAUAUAUACUUGAUUCAGUUAUUCUUGCACUUGAUGAAAAUCCAGAUCGACGUUUCAUGUAUGUUGAAAUAGGGUUUUUCUGGCGUUGGUGGAAUCAACAAACUGAUGAUAUGCGUAAUAAAGUCAAACAGUUUGUCAAUCAAGGUCGUCUGGAAUUCAUCUCUGGUGGUUGGUGUAUGAAUGAUGAAGCAUCAACACAUUAUAACUCCAUCAUUGAUCAGCAUACGCUAGGUGCUGAGUUUCUUCAUGAACAAUUUGGUGAAUGUGGUCGACCAAAAGUUGGCUGGCAAAUUGAUCCAUUUGGUCAUUCUCGUGAGCAAGCUUCACUUUUUGCACAAGUAACAUCAUUUAUUUUGCUAUGA
Adineta steineri is the source of this 588-nucleotide messenger RNA. NCBI's taxonomy places the organism in Eukaryota, Metazoa, Rotifera, Eurotatoria, Adinetida, Adinetidae. The record is from the annotation of a GenBank genome assembly.